AGUUCUUGGGACUGAUCGCGUCGUGAGACAAGCAGCGGUUGUAGGCGGGUUUAUGCGGCUCUGCUGCUUUGAUUGACGUCAGGGCCGAACCGCUUCCUUCUUGUCAGAACCGGGCCGCGAACUGGGCCGUUGCAGCCCGUAGGAAGGUAGGGGACGCCCGCGCGGUUAGUGUUGCGGUGAGGAGGAUCGUGUCUUUGUGUCUGAUCAGGUGAACCUACUUUCUGUGCUGCUGAAAGGAUGUAGUGGAAAUGAUAGCAGAGCUCAAUUCUGUUGCCAAUCUCCCUAACCACAAAGAAAAUGGGAUCCAUGAUGAGAUUGUCCCUGAAUCUACAGCACAGAAUGGGAGUUGUUUGAGAAAUGGCAAGAUCAAAACUUUUAGAGGAAAAAGAAAAAUCCGAAAACAAUGUGAAAACAGAAGAAGAGGCUCUUCCAGUAGUAGACGGUCAAACCAGCUGCAAAAUGGAGAAGUGGUUGAAGCGGUUACCUUAUUUGAAGUGGUCAGCAUGGGCAGAAGAGCUAUGCAGUCUGUGGUGGAUGACUGGGUUGAAGCUUACAAAAAAGAUCGAGAUGUGGCACUUCUGGAUCUUAACAACUUCUUCAUUCAGUGCUCUGGUUGUCAAGGAGUGGUUACAGCAGAGAUGUUCCAAAGUUCACAGAACUGUGAUGUGAUGCAGAAAAUGACAGAGACAUUUGAUGAGGAAACUGGAUUGCAAUAUAAAAAGUUCAUGGCUUAUCCCUGGAUUUUGACUGUUACUUGGCCAGUGGAUAUGGACAAUGAAGACUAUCCACUCAUCAAACCAGGGUCCUCCUGGAAGAAGUUCAAAGCUCAUUUUUGUGAGUUCACUGCAGUAUUGGUCCAGCAGUGCCAGUGCAGUAUCCUGUAUGACGGCUACUUGAUGGACACUGUCAUCUCCCUCCUCACGGGCCUGGCAGAUUCCAUGAUCAGAGCAUUCCGGCACACCAGUACAUUAGCAGCUAUGAAGCUUCUGACAGCACUUGUAAACCUCAAUCUAAGUCUGGAUGUAAGCAAGUGUAACCUGGAAAGAUUAUACGAGGUAGAAAAGAGCAGGACUAUGGGCAAGAGGACCAAUUCUAGACUGGACCAGCUAGAAAGAAAAAGAAGAGAGUAUAAACAGAAGCAUCUGGAGAUAGAGAACAUGAUGAAUGCUAUUUUCAAAGGGACCUUCUUGCAACGUUAUCGUGAUGUUAUUCCAGAAAUCCGGGCUAUUUGCAUUGAAGAAAUGGGCAAUUGGAUGAAGAUUUAUCCUGAUGCAUUCUUAAAUGAUAGUUACUUGAAAUACAUUGGAUGGAUGCUGUAUGAUAAACAACCUGAUGUCCGGCUGAAGUGUCUUCAGGGAUUGCAGGGAAUAUAUGGCCAAAAAGAACUUGUUUGUAAAAUGGAUCUCUUCACUAGUAGGUUUAAGGAUCGAAUUGUGUCCAUGACUCUGGACAAGGACCAUGAAGUAGCAGUCCAAGCCAUGAAACUCUUGAUGCUUAUGUCACAGAACUGUGAAGAUGCGUUGUCAUCUGAAGACUGUGAAACCUUAUACCAGUUUGUUUAUACUACCCACCGGCCACUGGCUAUAGCAGCUGGAGAGCUCCUUUAUAAAAGAUUGAUUGUCCAGGAAAUUGAAAUGGAAGGUUUCUCCAAAAGAAACAAAUUCUGCUCAAAAUGGGAACCUGUGGCCAGCCAGUUAAAGACACUAAUAAUUUUCUUCUUGGAAAGUGAGCUACAUAGCCACGUCACAUAUCUUGUAGACAGCCUUUGGGAUUGGGCCACGAGUUUAUUGAAAGACUGGGAGUGCAUGACUACUCUCUUACUGGAAAGUGCUGACAAUCACGAAGAAGUGCUGAGUGAUGCCCAAAAGAGUGCCCUCAUUGAAAUAAUCUUAGCGACCAUUCGAGAAGCUGCUGAAGGUCAUUCUCCUGUGGGCAGAGGAGGGACCAGGAAAAUCUUGUCUGCCAAAGAGAAGAAGAUACAAGUGGAAGAUUCUGCUAAAAUAACUGAACACUUCAUUGUGGUGCUUCCUCAGCUCUUGGCAAAGUAUUCUGUAGAUGCAGAAAAAGUGACAAACCUCCUGCAAAUUCCACAGUAUUUUGAUAUAGAGCUGUGCAGUACUGGGCUCCUGGACAAGCAUGUGGACGCAUUGCUGAGAGAGGUGAAAACCAUUGUGAGCAAGCACUCUGAUGCAGAUGUCCUGGAGGCUUGCUCCAGGAUAUACUACAUUCUUUGCAGUGAAGAACUUUCUGUCCAUAAAAAAGUGGGUCUUGCUAGAACUGAACUGGUAGAUGAACUGGUGGAAGAACUAAAGGAGCUAUUGGACACCUUUUGGGAUGAGGGAGAAGGCCUUUAUGCAGAAGAAGAAGGGAUUCAUCAUAUAUGCUCCAUGUUGCGAAGAAUAACUGCUUUUCAUAACGCCCAUGAUCUCACCAGGUGGAAUCUCUAUGACAUGAUGUCUAAGCUCCUUGGUUUUGAGGUGGAACACAGCCCUUUACCUGUUCAGAUCCUUCUGCCUGCUUUACAGUGUGCUUAUUUUGCACUGUUCUGGCAGCUUACUUCUGUGGCAGAGAACACUUCUUCCAAGGAAAGCAUAUUUGUCUUGAGGACACACUUGAGGCACUAUUGUCACCUCUGUACAUGCUACCUCAGUCACCACAACAGAGAGUUACGUGAAAAGGCUUUUAUGAUACUUUGUGACUUACUCAUGAUUGUAAGCCAUCAAGGUUCAAGUGCUGAUGGAGCAAUUGGGUUAUUGGAGUACCUUCCCAGUUUGUCUCUUCAAUCAAAAAUGCUCUUAUUCAUUCAGGACCACGUUUUCACAGAGGAGGAAGAAGAAACCAAAGACUUGACAGAAGAAGAGGAGAGGAAAAAGGAAGGACAGAAAUUGGAUGCCUUGCACCUGAAGCGGUGCCUCCUUGCAGCUUAUUGCAAGUUAAUAAUCUAUAAUGUUGUUGAGAUGUCUGCAGCUGCUGAAAUCUACAAGCAUUAUAUGAAGGCUUAUAAUGACUUUGGAGACAUAAUUAAAGAAACUUUGAGCCGGACAAGGCACAAUGACAAAAUUCAGAGUGCAAAAGCACUGAUCCUCUGCUUGCAGCAGCUUUUUCAGAAGCAUGUCGAAAGCCAGGAUGACAGCAGCAGCAGCAUGGAUGCCGCCUCUGCCUCCUUCAACAAUAUUAAAGAGCUUGCACGGCGCUUUUCUUUGACAUUUGGCUGGGACCAGGUGAAAAGUCGAGAGUCAGUAGCCAUGAUACACAAGGAAGGUAUUGAGUUUGCCUUUCAAGGAGCUGCUGCUGCAGUGGAAGGGAAGUGCCUGCCUCCCAAUCUGAACUUCCUGAUCAUCCUCAGUGAAUUCUCCAAUAAGCUUCUAAAGCCUGACAAAAGACUUGUAUAUAAUUAUUUGCUGAGAUAUAUACCUGAACCAGCACUUUGUAAAGAAGAUUCCUGGUACUCCCUGGGUUGGUACAGAACCUCUUUGCUGGCCAGUGAAGAUGAGGAGAGUUCUGCUAUCAGCAGCUUAAAUGAGUGGCCUCCCGUUAUCAUUGCUAGGACACCUUCUUUUAAAAGAAAAUUAUCUGAAGGCGAAAGAUAUCACUCAUUGUCUGCUUCAGGAUCCUGGUCCAAAACCAGUCACACUGAGACAAUAAAUAGACCUUCAGAUAUCCAUCGCCCAUCUCAUCUCCCUUCCUUGGCAUUGAGAGGCAGGAAGAGGCUAAAAUUUCAUGACAGCCAUCACCAAGAAUAUCCACCAUUACUUGGUUCUGCAAGAUUGAAGACAAAACAUAGUAUCCAAGCUGUGGUCAAGAUAGAGAAUACAGCAGAAGUUCCAGCUGAAGACGCUGAUGUUGAUGUUGUUGGUACUGACUAGGAGACCUAAGGAGCAAAGACAUUUGGAUGUGUACCCUCUGCUUUUUCAAUUGUAUGAAGAAAAAACAGAGAGGUGGAAUGGGCUACACCUAGUAUCUCCAUAUCAGGGUAGCUGAGAGCAUGAUAUGGUAUGGCUUUCGUAUAACUUAUAUGUACAAUCACCACAAUUAUGAUUAUUUCUUCAGCCAGUGUUAUUGAUAUGGUUUGGUACUUUCCGGUGUUGUGGCUACACAAGUUUUUUCUGAAAAUACUUGAUUUCAUGUUUGUUAAAGUUUGUCUAAAAUGUGAUACCAGAUUCAUUUGUAGACAGGGAAACAAACACAAAACCUACCAGAUAUUAGCAGACCAGUAUUUUCUGAAGAGUUGGGCCCAUGGCAAAAUGACACAUCCCCUUAACACCCAAUUUUUACUUUGUAUUUCAUGUUUCCUUGUAUAUCACGACAAUCUAAUAUUGAAACUAGGGUGGGAAUUUGCUUUUAGUGAUCUAUUGUUCAUUAACAUUGAGCUUGUGAAACAGUUGUUCAGUUUCAUGCUUUUAUAUUCAGAUGUUUGCAAAAUAAAACGAGUGAUUGGUUC
Molecule: messenger RNA, 4441 nt
Organism: Rhineura floridana
Lineage: Eukaryota; Metazoa; Chordata; Lepidosauria; Squamata; Rhineuridae
Product: cohesin subunit SA-2-like
Exons: 33
Coding region: 249-3866 (1205 amino acids)
Biological process (GO): sister chromatid cohesion
Cellular component (GO): nucleus; chromatin; cohesin complex
Molecular function (GO): chromatin binding
Source: RefSeq, a predicted model, not a curated record